AUGUGCAAAAAUAAAGAUUUCUUUUUUAAUAAGCCAUGUACCUUGACUCGCUCAACUCAGACCCCACUUAGUUCACGCUCGGAAAGUUUCAUCAGCACCAGUGAACGCACCAUCAUAGAGAACAGCAUGGUGAUCCUUCUGCAGGGUCUUCGGGGCGAAGUGACCACGGUGGACCUGAGGAACGAGAGCACGGCGCGGGGACGGGUGGUCAACGUGGACGCCUUCAUGAACGUACGCCUGGAGGACGUGCUUUACCGUGACAGGCGGGGAAGCAUCGUUCGGUUGGAGGACCUCUUUGUUACGGGCAGGAACAUCCGCUAUGUCCACAUUCCGGACCAUGUAGAUAUCAUGAAGACAAUCGAGGGAGAACUGAAGAAGAUUCAUCGGGUUAGGAAUUUUGGGAAAGAAGGGGGUGGCAGGAAAGAGUUCAUUAAGAAAGCAAAUUGA
Nerophis lumbriciformis (worm pipefish) is the source of this 447-nucleotide messenger RNA. Lineage: Eukaryota; Metazoa; Chordata; Actinopteri; Syngnathiformes; Syngnathidae. The record is from RefSeq and is a predicted model, not a curated record.